GCUCCACAUCCUCCACGCACAGCUGUGCAGCGGAGCAGCAGGCCUGGCGGCGGGCCAGACGGCGGCUCUCGGAGUCCUCAUUCCUCAGAGGUGGGUCAUCGCGGGGGCUGAGUCACGCGCUGGGCCCGCUUAAAAGGCGCUGCAGCGAGCGCCGAGCGGAGUCCGCCGUGGGAUCCAGGGGGGAGAACUUUUUUGUCCAGCUUCGGUUCUGGGGAGUUCGGAACAGAACGGAGCCAUGGAGCGCGUGGAGCUGCUGCUGCUGCUGCUGUUUUCCGCCCUCGGCGGCGCUGUGUGCGCGGCGGUGCAGUGGAGGGAGCUGAACGAGGCCGAGGCGUAUCUGCGGCGCUACGGCUACCUGAGCGGCCCGGCUGACCCAGAGCCCCCUCAGUACCUGGAGGAGGUGAUCCAAGCUCUCAGCGUCUUCCAGAGGGUGAACGAGCUGCCACCUACUGGAGAGUUGGAUGAAGCCACUCUGGAGGUGAUGAGGCAGCCCCGCUGCGGCAUGGAGGACCCCUUCAACAAGAAGCUCCACAAGUACAGAGUGAUGGGUCACUGGAGGAAGAGGAGUCUGACCUAUCGCAUCUACAACUACACGCCUGACAUGAAGAAGGCGGAGGUGAGGGCCGCCGUCCGCGCCGCCUUCAAGUACUGGAGCGACGAGGCCGCUCUGACCUUCAGAGAGGUCGACUAUGGCAGAGCCGACAUCAGGAUCUCCUUCCACGGGAAGGACAGAUACUGCUCCAGCCCGUUCGACGGCCGCGGUCACGUUUUGGCCCACGCUGAGUCGCCGGAAUCCGGCCUGGUCCACUUCGACGAGGACGAGUUCUGGACGGAGGGGUCGUAUUACGGCACCAACCUCCGGAUCGUGGCCGCCCAUGAAAUCGGCCACGCCCUGGGACUGGGUCACUCCCAGUACAGGAGCGCCCUGAUGGCGCCCGUCUACGCCGGCUACCGCGCCAACUUCAGGCUGCACUUCGAUGACGUGACAGGCAUUCAGUCGCUGUACGGGAAACGCUUCUCCAGUACUUUAGCCAGUCCUACUCCUCCCCAUUUACCCACAGACAGCAGCCAGGACUCUGAGGUGACCCCUGACCCCUGCACUGCCUCUCUGGACGCCAUCAUGUUGGGUCCAUGGAGGAAAACCUACGCCUUCAGCGGCGACUACGUGUGGACAAUCUCGGACCUGGGACACAACACUCCCAUGAGAAUUGACAGGCUGUGGAGGGCGCUGCCCGGGAACCUGGACGCAGCCGUGCACUCCCCGAGAACCAACAAGACCUACUUCCUUAAAGGCAAUAAAGUGUGGAGGUACAGCAGGUUCCUGCUGGACCACGGCUACCCCAAAGAGCUGAAGCGGAUCCCUCCUCAUAUUGACGCAGCCCUGUACUUGGAGAAGAACAAGAAGCUGGUCUUUAUUAAGGGUUCGGAGCACUGGCAGUGGGACGAGCUCAAGUACACGGACCUGGCGAUCUACCCCAAACCGCUGUCCAUGCUCUUCAGCGGCGUGCCGUCCAGCCCGGACGCAGCGCUCACCUGGACCAACGGCAAGAUCUUCUUCUUCAAGGGGGACGACUACUGGCGAGUGAACGGGCUGCUGAGAGCCGAGAAAGGAUACCCGCUGAGCAAGAGGCAGCGCUGGAUGCGCUGUUAGCGGCAGACCAGCAGGGGGCAGCAGGCCCCGGGGGGUCAGCAGGAAGGCCUGCUUCCGGUCGAGGGGCCUCUACAACCUCACAACCUCAACAGACUAACGAAGCUCAUUCACAAACGCUAAGCUGGCAUCAAGUUGCAUCACUGGUGUAUAAUCGUUCUGCAGUGAGGUCACUGAUGGGAAACUCUCCAUUCUGCACAAUUAUUCCUUUUCUACUUCCUUUUUCUUGAAUAUUUCUGCUCUGUGGGUUAUCUGUGUACUGAUGUCAGUACUUCUUAGUAUUUGUGAAUCUCACAUAGUACAGAAAAGAAAGUACUGUGGAGGUUGAGUUCACACCACUGGAUUUCAACCAAGCUCGUACUUCCCCAUGUCGCAGGCAGAUUUCUGAGGCCUGUGUGUUUGUGUGACUGUGAGAAUUAUGUAAGAUUUUAUAUGAUGUCAGGAGAAACCUUAUGUUUUUCUCUCUGACAUGUGUGUUAGAUUACGUUUCGUAAUACUUUUGCUAAAAUGUAAACCGCUGAUGGGAGUGUGCACUUUGUGCUUGACAUUGUUGAACCAAUGAAUCAAUAGUUUGUGAGAAAUCGCACGACAGAAAACUGUUUUGCUUUUUUAUAUGAAAAUUAAAUGUUUUGCAUCAAUAAACAUAAAAAAUGA
This is a messenger RNA of Betta splendens (Siamese fighting fish), 2302 nucleotides long. It is a transcript of the gene mmp19, whose product is annotated as matrix metallopeptidase 19. The transcript has 9 exons. Gene Ontology annotation, biological process: collagen catabolic process; extracellular matrix organization; proteolysis. Bases 236 to 1651 code for a protein of 471 amino acids. Gene Ontology annotation, cellular component: extracellular matrix. Lineage: Eukaryota; Metazoa; Chordata; Actinopteri; Anabantiformes; Osphronemidae. The record is from RefSeq and is a predicted model, not a curated record. Gene Ontology annotation, molecular function: metalloendopeptidase activity; zinc ion binding.